UGCUCAUCGACUUAUGGCGACCCAAUUGUGCGAGCAGUGUGUUCAAGCAUUGGGUGCAUUUGACUAUGUUGCGGCCAACAAACUGGCUGCUCGCGUUUUGAAGAUUAGUCCAACUCUCGGAAGCAUACUUUCGAAGCUCACUAAUUGUGAGAGUAUCUUUACGCAACUGUCCUUUCUUAAACCGAAAUGGUUCUUCCGAAAAGACAAUUUUUUGACUUCAAUGUAUAUCAACCUUGGUGAAGAAAUACCGCGGCAUCUCCCAGCUAUGGAGGCGACUGGAUUGAUUGUUGGCGCUGAUUCACCUGAAGAGCAUGAUAUGGAUCUGAUCCUUGCUGCGCUGAAAGAUGUCACCAAGGUUCGACAAGGUCACAUCAGAAUAUAUCGUUCUAUGGCCACUUACUUGUUAGAGUCAUCCUCAACUCUAACGCUGGAUGAGGUUGAGGCAUUAUAUAACAUGACCAACGAGAUGGGGCUGCCUGAUAGAAUCGGCUUACUAGGAGUGAGCAUAGAGAAGGAAAUGAACGUAUUAUAUGCUUUAUUGAAGGCUCGAGAUUCCAUUGUAUAUUAUGCAUUUCAAGAUACAUGUAUAUCGUUAUAUGAAUGUCGGCAAGAUUUGAAUGAAUGGAAAAAACUGGUACAAGAACAAGAGUUUCCGGAGAAAUCAUCUGUAAAUAGUCAAGAAUCCCGCUCAAGCUCUACAUGGCGAUCUCUGUUCUUUGGUAUGGCUGAUGGUUCCAAAGGAUACAGUAGGGGUGACAUAUUGCCACAUACAAUUCGUUGGCAAAUGGCAUAUCUCGAAAAUUUGACCUCAAAAACGACCCUAUAUUUCAACUCCAUAUUGCUGGCCAAGGAAAGGAAAAUCGUUUCCAACGAUGAUCCAGAACGAUCUCUUUGGAAAGGGUUAAGGAUAGACUACCAUGAUCAAAUAUGCUCGUUCCGAAAGCGUUACUCUGCCCUAAGCAUUGCCUUCAUAUAUGAGGUCUCGCCCGACAUUCCGUUUCAUCCCCAUGGAUACGUUUGCUCAGACACAUCAUAUGAAAGUCCUCAAGGCGUACAUUCAUUCCCAUUUAUCUAUUACUACCCAAAGCCCCCAUCUAGAGAACAUCUGCCAAAUAUCAUUACCAUGAUUCAAAGUUGUUCACCAAAGCUGAAUGAUCCCAAAGCAACGCCUUUACAUUUUUUUGAUACCAAACUUGCAAGCACAUACUAUUUAAUGCGUGUAGACCCUCGAGUGGUUAUGGUAAUUAUCUAUCUAGAUCAACAUGCUCAUCCAGAACAAGCUGCAAUUGAUUUUAUGGAAAACUUGGUGAAGUCCUUGCGUGGAGCCCAAGUAGUCUCAGACCUGAUGUCCACAGACUGAAAAUGACGGAUCUAUUUGUUUACAUGCUUUUUGACAGGCAUCUUCAUCAGGGU
Umbelopsis ramanniana AG is the source of this 1413-nucleotide messenger RNA. RefSeq lists its product as uncharacterized. The transcript is spliced from 8 exons. NCBI's taxonomy places the organism in Eukaryota, Fungi, Mucoromycota, Umbelopsidomycetes, Umbelopsidales, Umbelopsidaceae. Gene Ontology annotation, cellular component: KICSTOR complex. Gene Ontology annotation, biological process: negative regulation of TORC1 signaling; cellular response to amino acid starvation; cellular response to glucose starvation. The record is from RefSeq and is a predicted model, not a curated record. Bases 14 to 1360 code for a protein of 448 amino acids.